This is a messenger RNA of Gasterosteus aculeatus aculeatus (three-spined stickleback), 3836 nucleotides long. The record is from RefSeq and is a predicted model, not a curated record. Lineage: Eukaryota; Metazoa; Chordata; Actinopteri; Perciformes; Gasterosteidae.
UCAGUUUCUUUUCCUUCCAGCUGCUGUGUGUUUCUCACAUUAACUCUCAGAAUCUCUCUGCAGGUGACAAAGAAGCUCGCGGGUAUCGCCUCCGACACGGCCGCCUGGGCUACCAACGUCGGCAAUGAGCACGGGCAGGUCCUCAUGAGCGUCCUCACCUCCACCGAGAGAGCGCCGGGGGCCUGUCCGGGAUGGCGGCCGGCUUGAUGAGGCGGUACCGACUCGCCGGGGUACCUCCCCCCCAGCUGAUCUACGUGGACCGCGACUGCUGCAACAGGGACGGCGUGUCAAAGACAGCUGUCUUGUUUCAGGAGUGGGAGCAUCUCGUGGUGAGACUGGACAUCUGGCACCUGAUGCGACGCUUCGCAUCAGGUGUCAACACCGAGAGCCACGAGCUGUACCCCACCUUCAUGAGGCAGCUGUCUAACUGCAUCUUUGAGGUGGACGCCGGAGAUGCACGCCGUCUCGCAGAGGCUAAGCGGUCCCAGCUGGAGGGGAAGCACGGGAUGGUUGGACUGACGGACGCCGCGGUGAACCAGAGGAUCUCCAAGGAGGAGUGGAGGCUCCACGUCCGCCGCAGGACACGGGGGCCUGAGGAAUCGGCCCUCCUCAUCCAGGAGCUCCUCGACACCUUCGGUGGACCGGCAGGACGCAACAACCUGGGCAUCCCGUUGCUCAACGCUCUCCGCAUCCAGGAAAUAUGGAGUACGCAGAGGACCCACCUCAGCUGCAUCCAGGACCCGCCAGGUGUGCAGCUGUACACCCAGACGGGCCGGCUGACCAAGGGAGGAGUCAGCCUGCCCGUAUAUCGCUGCGCGAGGGGCUCCACCUCUCUGGAGUCCUUCCACCUCCACCUUAACCGGUUCAUCCCAGGGACCCGGGCCAGCGCCAAGCACUUCCAGGCGUUCCUGGUGGAUGGACUGGUGAGGUGGAACGAGGACCGCGCAGCGGCAGCUGCACCACCACCGGCUGCAGUCGAGGGACGGCUGGGACCUCUGCACUCCUACAGUGGCCACCUCAAGCACGUCCUUAACCAGAAGAGCCAAAGAGUGCUUGGUCUUCAGAUGGUUAAGGACUUCACCGAGCCGGCUGAGUACACAGGGGAGCUCAUCGGAGUGGAGUACCUGUACCAGCAGACCGGCAAAGUGCUUGAGGACGUCAGCCUGGACCCUGACACUCCGGACGAGGCUCCUGCCAUCGAGGCGCUGGAGGAGGAUGAGGGCAUCGAGGAAGACGUAGAGGACCCUACCGUCUUCGGGCCUGAUACUCAGUCCUCCAGCGUGGCAGCAGCCCGGUCAGGUGAUCCAGCUGACGCACCGUUUGAGCCAUCCCGUUCGGGUCAAGUUGCCCCUCCUGAGGCCCCAGAGGUUCAGGACCCUGAUCCCCAGCAGCCCUCCUUAGACUCUGAAGAGGACAUCCAGGGUCCUGAUGGCCAGCCCGGGUACCGGCACAUCCUGAAGCUGGCCCAGGUGCUGGUGGAAGGGAGGAACCUUCUGGGGCUGUCUGAGAAUAGGGUAGACCGACUCAUCCUGCUUUGGACUCGCUUGGCGGAGCAGGACAAGCGGCGAGUCGACUACCCUCCCAGAUACCGGGAGAGGCAACCAAAGAGAGCGGAGAGUCUCCAACGCUGCCUCCUCGGGGUCAACUCGGGGCCUUCCACCUGGCCCAGCGCCAGUCGCCUGGUGGAGGCCAUUUGCACGCUGCUCUGCAAGCUCCACCCGGCGGCCACGCGGGUCGGCGGGAUGCACAAGCCCCGGCUCAGCCUCAUCCUCGCUGACUAUGUGUCCAUCAGAGAGAUAGUGCUGAGCACCCCGAGGCUGAUGGCUCAGACGGACAUCCAGCUCUUUGAGCUGAACCACCGGACCCUCAGCCAGUGGUUCUCUCGCAAGCAGAGGGGGUUGGUCACGGCUGUGCUGCAGCAGGGAGCUUCCGUCAUCCCUGCAGGUGUCGCAGCCGAGCCCCUCCCUCCCGUCAAAGGGCUGUCCUUUGUUCAGGUGGGACAAGGACAGCCCUACCAGUAUGACGUGCCGGAUGAGAAGCCAGGACCCUCAUCCGGCGGCCUUCCUCCUCCUCCUCCUCCACCACCAGAUGGGGAGCAGCCUGGACCUUCGUCCAGCGGCCUUCCUCCACUGCCCCUGGGUGUCUUCCCUGGUCCUGCCGGUCUGCCUCCUCAAAGUCCCGGACAAAGCAGGACCACUGUCUGGAGGAAGAGGAAGGCGGCCGAGGCAGCGGCUGCUGCUGCUGCUGCAGGUCAGGUGUUGCCACCCAAGAAUCCCCGACAGCAGUACACCUGCUCCAAGUGUGGUCAGCCCAAAACAUUAGAAACUGGCCACACUCGGCUUUACGGUGUAACGUACUGUGCUGCUGUCGGGGGCAAGACUGUGGAGCAGUGGAGGGAGGAGGUCCAAAGCACUCAGAGCGGGGGGAAAUGAGGGUUUUUAUUUGUUGUUUUAUUUAUUUAUAAGCAGUUUAAGGUUUAAGCAGGUUACUAUUAGUGUGUUGUUAUUGUCAUGCGUUAUUAUUGUCAUGUGUUAUUAUUGUCAUGUGUUAUUUAAGCCAUUAAAGUGUAUUUUCUGCACUUGGUUUUGGAAGCUUUUUCAUUUCAUACACACCUGUAUGUUUUCAUUCCAUACACACCCGUUUAUUUAGGGAAAUCUCCAUAACUGCCAUCAUUCAACACACUUUGCUUGCAACUUGCCGGAGGUGGGACUCGAACCACAGAUCUUCUGCAUCGCAGCCCACAUCUGGAGCACAGCUAGCCCCUCCUCCCCACACAUACUAUUUUUGGGACCUGAUCGCAGAGAAGAAUGAACCAUAUCCUGCUUUUCACCCGGAGCCCCUUCUUCUCUGUCCCAAUUGUUUAAAUUCCUAGGAGCCAAUGAGACGCCUCAGAGCUUGUUUCAAUUCUCGGCCGACCUAUCAGAGGAUCCACGGUUUGCGCGUCCAAUCAGAUGCUCAAUUUGUUUCAAUUCCGACUUCUCGUUCCGCCAUGUUGGAUCACCGCUGGACUGCCGUCUCAUUCUAACAAUACUCGGCAGACGUUACAUGAAAAACACGUGUACAUUUUAAACCCACAUUCAACUUCCACAUCUGCGCAUGUGCGACCACAAACCGCCCCUGGAGGACGCGGAUUUGCUCUAUCUCCUGGCUGUCUGCGUAUCCAAGGCUCUACGUUUUCAUUUUUUCUAUCUGAUGUUGGUGUGAUGUGGAACUCUUUGGGGACCUCAUAUUGUUUUGAUACAUGCUAAGUUCCAACGCGUUACCACCAUCCCACUGGAAUCUACCUUCAUGGCACAGUUGGACAGCCAUUUAGCCCAAUUGACGUAUAUCUUCCAGACGAAGGGAGGAGUUGCUGGCCAGAAACUAGCUAAACAUCUGGAGAUCUUGCAAGAAGAGACAAGUGAUGUCAAUCCUAAAAGGACAGCUGUCCUAAAGGCUCUUUGCAUCUACCUGGGGGAGGACGAGGGACAGCUUGUUCGGGAGUAUAUGGUAAGUCAUUUGAAUUUAUUUGCCUCUCACAUGUUAUGUUUUCAGAUCCUAAUGUCACCCACAUACACUUUCAGAGGUUCAUGUUAUCAUUGUCAGAAGGUUGAGAAUAUUCAUAUGAAACAUAACAACCUGCUGCACAGUAGUGUCGUUUCUAUGUACAUUACUUUAAUAACACCUCACAGAUCCAUCCAUCCAUUUGCAAACCGCUUAUCCUGCACACAGGGUCGCGGGGGGUCUGGAGUCUGGAGUCAUCUACAUUAAUUCAAAACCCCUGAGUGGGUGGACAAUAUCCCAGCCAACUUCGGGCGAGAGACAAGAGUACACCCGGGCCUGGUUGCCAGCCAAUC